Populus nigra (black poplar) is the source of this 1323-nucleotide messenger RNA. RefSeq lists its product as uncharacterized. The transcript is spliced from 3 exons. The record is from RefSeq and is a predicted model, not a curated record. Lineage: Eukaryota; Viridiplantae; Streptophyta; Magnoliopsida; Malpighiales; Salicaceae. The coding region runs from base 192 to 1157 and encodes 321 amino acids.
UUUGAUAACAUAAAACAAAUCACAACACAACGUGCGCCACCAUAAGGUACGUUCUUGAGAUCCUGCACCACACCAAAAAAAAUUCGAACAAACCAAUUGUUAUCAUCUUCACUUCUUCACGCAUCUUCUGCAAAAUCAGUACUACUCCGCCUCUGUUAGCAUAACUUGCUCAAUCAACAAUAAAAACAACAAUGUCAGCUCAACUGUCAAAGACAGACUCAGAGGUGAGCAGCCUAACUCCAUCAUCACCCGCAAGAUCGUCUCCUCCCCGCCGCCCUGUAUACUAUGUGCAGAGUCCAUCAAGAGACUCCCAUGAUGGAGAAAAAACCACGAACUCAUUCCACUCUACUCCUGUACUUAGCCCAAUGGGUUCACCCCCUCACUCUCAUUCCAACUCUUCCUUAGGCCCUCAUUCGCGCGAGUCCUCCUCUACGCGCUACUCUGCCUCCCUUAAGCCUCACAAACAACAUAAAGCCGAUGGAUCGGGUCCCAAAGGCCGAAAACCCUGGAAGGAAUUUGAUGCCAUUGAAGAAGAAGGACUUCUCGAUGGUGAUAUUGGCUCACAUGGCAUGCCUCGUCGCUGUUAUUUUCUUGCCUUCAUCGUGGGGUUCUGGAUUCUUUUUUCUUUGUUUUCCUUGAUUCUUUGGGGCGCAAGUCGGCCUCAAAAACCCACCAUCACCAUGAAGAACAUAAUUUUCGAUCAAUUUAUUGUACACGCUGGAAUGGACUUCUCUGGAGUUGCAACAGAAAUGGUGUCAAUGAACUGCACAGUGAAGCUCACAUUUCGCAACACCGCUACAUUUUUCGGUGUCCAUGUUACAUCAACACCUCUGGACCUAUCCUACUCUGAACUCACCGUGGCUACUGGCACUAUAUCCAAGUUCUAUCAAUCAAGAAAGAGUCACAGAACAUUAACAGUUACGGUGAAAGGCAGUAAAAUUCCAUUGUAUGGAGGGGGAGCUAGCUUGAGCAGUUUGAAUGGUGCACCAACUCAACCAGUGCCAUUGAUACUGAACUUCAUGGUUAGAUCAAGAGCUUAUGUGUUAGGCAAGCUGGUCAAACCCAAAUUCUACAAAAGGAUCGAGUGCUCUGUGGUCAUGGAUCCUAAGAAAAUGAAUGUGCCAAUUUCUCUCAAGAAUAAAUGCACUUAUCAAUAAAUAGACAUAAAUGUAGAAGGGAUAUAAGUACACUGUUUCAUUUUUCAUUUUCGUUACAGCUCUCCAUGUAGCGUUUUCGUUUACAUCACAGAAAAGUGGGCAUGUACGCUACAAAUUUAUGAGUCUUUGGCUUCAUUACUGUUCUGCUACUAUUUUUCUUUGACAA